Molecule: messenger RNA, 528 nt
Organism: Magnolia sinica
Lineage: Eukaryota; Viridiplantae; Streptophyta; Magnoliopsida; Magnoliales; Magnoliaceae
Exons: 1
Coding region: 1-528 (175 amino acids)
Source: RefSeq, a predicted model, not a curated record
AUGAUGAGACCGUUGGAGUGCUCCGACGCUCAAAAGGUCAGCUGGGCCACAUACCUUCUUGAGGGAGAGGCCGAGACCUGGUGGAAAAGCGUACAAAGAAGUGUGCCAACUGGGUACGCCUGGACCUGGGCUGGCUUCAAAACAAAGUUCCUGGAGAAGUAUUUUUCACGGUCGUGUCGCAGCGAGAAGAUUGCGCAGUUCUUGAAGUUGGAACAAGGAAGUUUGACAGUCACCCAGUAUGAGGUGAGAUUUGAUGAGCUAUCACGAUACGUACCUAAGGCCCUCGAGGAUGAGGAGUACAAACUGGAGAAGUUUAAAGAAGGACUGAAGCCCGGGAUACAAUCUCGGCUAUGCACUUGGGAUUUCGGGGACUUCCCAGAAUUGGUGGACAAGGCAAUGCGCUUGGAGAAAGAUUUUGAGCGCACCGUCCACUCCAGCCAGCCGACUCGGGAUGCCCCGUUCCGACCAAGGCAACCUCUUCCUGCUCCGCCCAUCCCUGCGGGGAAACCUAGACCAUUGGUCUCAUGA